Molecule: messenger RNA, 462 nt
Organism: Lycium ferocissimum
Lineage: Eukaryota; Viridiplantae; Streptophyta; Magnoliopsida; Solanales; Solanaceae
Product: transcription factor TCP11-like
Exons: 1
Coding region: 1-462 (153 amino acids)
Cellular component (GO): nucleus
Molecular function (GO): DNA-binding transcription factor activity; sequence-specific DNA binding
Source: RefSeq, a predicted model, not a curated record
AUGGACGCCACCCCUUUUCCUUGUCCUGACAAUAUCCGUCGCAAGAGAACUGGUGAUCGCCAUUUGAAGGUUGAUGGAAAGGAUCGCCGAAUUCGGGUUUCUGAAUUAUGUGCUCGUUAUAUUGAUUGGCUUAAAGAAAAAUUAGGUCAUAGAUCGGCUGGUCGCACCAUUGAAUGGCUCUUGGUGCAGGUUGAGCCCUGCAUUAAUGCUAUUCUCUCCCAAAAAGCAUCUACUUCUUCUAAUACUAAGUCGCCACCACUACAGCGUCUUCCUCCUACUAUGGAGAAAUCAAUUCCUACAUUGAUUCCUCGGCAUAAAACUGUGCUUCCUCCUUUAGCCUUCUGUCAUGAAUUGGAACUAGACCACAUGAAGUUCUCUAAAGCAGAAGUUGAACGACUUUCAACUACUUGUCUAUCAGAGUCGGCCGGAUCUGUAUCGAACUCACAAUAUAUGGAUCCAUAG